Molecule: messenger RNA, 1629 nt
Organism: Harpia harpyja (harpy eagle)
Lineage: Eukaryota; Metazoa; Chordata; Aves; Accipitriformes; Accipitridae
Gene: PBLD
Product: phenazine biosynthesis like protein domain containing
Exons: 9
Coding region: 137-1003 (288 amino acids)
Biological process (GO): biosynthetic process
Cellular component (GO): cytoplasm
Molecular function (GO): isomerase activity
Source: RefSeq, a predicted model, not a curated record
UGAGGCGAUGGGGGGCCGCUGGCUCCUCCUGCCGCUAAGGAAACAUUAACUUAGAGUCCUGCUAUCGUUUGGGGAUAAAACACGUUAGAGAGUACCUUGCAGAAAAGAGCUUAAGACUAAAUAGGCGCAAACGACAAUGCAAAUUCCUGUUUUUACGGUUGAUGCAUUUACAAACCAGCCAUUUUCUGGAAAUCCUGCGGCAGUUUGUCUGCUUGAAAAUGACUUGGAUGAAGCUUUGCACCAAAAAAUUGCAACAGAAAUGAACCUUUCAGAAACUGCUUUCAUCAGAAAACUGAACCCUGGAGAUGACUUUACCAAAAGUUCCUGCUUUGGACUCCGAUGGUUCACCCCAGCCAAUGAAGUUCCUCUCUGUGGUCAUGCUACACUUGCAGCAGCUGCUGUGUUGUUUCACAUAAAAAAAAACACAAACUCAGUUCUCACGUUUGUGACGCUGAGUGGGGAAUUAAAAGCCAGACAAGUGGAAGAUCAUAUUGUCCUGGACCUACCACUUUACUUAACCUACCCACAGGUACUUCAGGAAGUAGAAGAGUUAAUAAAGGCAGCCAUUGGUGACAUGAUUGUUCAAGAUCUCCGUUAUUCUCCUGACACAAAGAAACUCCUAGUCCGCCUCAGUGAUGCUUAUGAAAGGUCUGUGCUGGAAGAACUGCAAGUGAGCGCACAACGCUUUUUGUCAGCUGAAAAGACGGGAAAGGUGAAAGGACUCAUACUCACUCUUAAGGGAAAUUCCAGUGGAAAACAUAAAGGCCAUGAUUUUUACUCCAGAUAUUUUGCACCUUGGUAUGGAAUUCUGGAAGACCCUGUUACAGGAUCUGCCCAUGCUGUUUUAAGCAGCUACUGGUCAGAGCAGCUGGGGAAGAAAGAAAUGCUUGCUUUUCAAUGUUCCUGCCGUGGAGGAGAGUUGAAGAUUUCACUGCGUAAUGACGGAAGAGUUGACAUUGCGGGGCAAAUUGCUAUUGUAUUAAAAGGAAACCUGAUUUUCUGAAGAAAUUGACACUAAUCUCCCACACCUUCAAAUUAUUCAUAUUAUGCUGAUUAUUUCUUAGCUCUAGGCAGUGAAUCACCACUGUCCUCGGAAGUCUUUGAUUACUUAUUGUCCAUUUUUAAAAAUUGCUUGAAAAUGCUCACUUCUAAUCUUCAAGAUCCCUGGUAUUGUUUUCUUCACUUUCAUCUUGCCACUUCAUAUGUACACUGACUUCAGAAAAUGUCUGAGGACAGCUAUCUUGUUUUUCUGCUCUUAAAUUAUUCUUUUCUUUAUUUCCAAAUUCCAUGUUAAAAGCCAUUCCUGCUUCCUCGAUUGAAUUGUAAACUUUUCUCAUUGAUAAAAUAAUCAAACUUCCGUAGUCAGUCAUUUUCCAUGAAACCUGGCUACGGUCCUUUAAAAAAAAAAAAACCAAACAAAAACCACAAAAAUUUUCUCUGCCAUAUAUUGAAAUGAUGCUUAUACAUUGAUUAAUUUACUUGAAUUAAAACAUUAACAAAAUAUAAAUGGUUUAGAAAUGUGCUUUAUGGUUCUCUUAUGAGCAUUAUUUUUGAAAGAUGAAUGGUAUUGCAGUGGCUUGUAGUACAGCUGCUUACUCAAUAUUUUUAAUUAAAGUUUUAGCAGAAAGA